Nyctereutes procyonoides (raccoon dog) is the source of this 5099-nucleotide messenger RNA. RefSeq lists its product as uncharacterized. The record is from RefSeq and is a predicted model, not a curated record. The coding region runs from base 1814 to 3385 and encodes 523 amino acids. NCBI's taxonomy places the organism in Eukaryota, Metazoa, Chordata, Mammalia, Carnivora, Canidae. The transcript has 4 exons.
UGGAUCAUGAGGAAGAAGGAAGUCAGUGCUAAGGAUUUUGGAGUAAAAAGAGAAGAGGGGAUCCCUGGGUGGUGCAGUGGUCUGGGGCGUGAUCCUGGAGACCGGGGAUCGAGUCCCACAUCGGGCUCCCGGUGCAUGGAGCCUGCUUCUCCCUCUGCCUGUGUCUCUGCCUCUCUCUCUCCCUGUGUGCCUAUCAUAAAUAAAUGAAAAUUUUUUUAAAAAAAGAAGAGACUGGGCACUCUGUGAUGCCAAGAUGUCACCAGACCAGCACUCAGGCAGUCCACCUCCAGAGUUUUUUAUGUGAAAGAAAAUCUUUAUUCUCUUUCACCCGGGGCAAAUUCUGUCAAACAUAAUUUCUACCAAAUAAUGCAGACACCCAUUCCAAAUUUCCAACGCUCCCUGCAAGUCUUAUUCCUGCCCUCCAUUGAAAAAAUCAAGGUCAUCAGAUGCUAAGGCACUAAAAUCCCUGCCUUCAGGACUUCAUGUCCCUCCUAUGUAACAUCUACCCAUCUCUCCACUCUGGCCAUAAAGAUACUGAAAUCUCUAUCUUUAAAAAGCCAAACAAUUUUUAGAAACUCACAAUCCUCCUUCCAACCCCACGAUUCCCGUUAACCACUCUCCUUUCUCCCACGUGCAAAGAACAGCAGAGUCGGGCAGCCCAGGUGCCGCAGCGGUUUAGCGCCGCCUGCAGCCGGAGGCGUGAUCCUGGAGACCCAGAAUCGAGUCCCACCCACGUCGGGCUCCCUGCAUGGAGCCUGCUUCUCCCUCUGCCUGUGUUUUUGCCUCUCUCUCUCUCUCUGAAUGAAUAAGAAAAACCAAAAACCAAACCAAAACCAAACCAGCGGAGUCCGUGUGUGCCAGCUUCCCGCUCAAACUGCCCACCUACGGGCCCACGGGCGGCCUCCCCAGGCCCUCCGCCCCUCACUCUCCCGACCAAGAGCGCCCUACCCGCCAGGGCCUCUGCACCCCUGCUUUUUCUGUCCGCAGCGGGAAGCAGGCUGGAACACCCCCCCUUGUGCAUCGCCUUCCCUCAGGCCUGCGCCGUCCAGGCCGCCUUCUCCCUCUCCUCCUAGGUCAGCUCCUCUCCCUAAGGGUCAGGGCGUUAGGCCCAAGGAGGGAAGGACGGCAGGAGCUCCGAGGAGGGGACAGCAGCUAUCCUAACCGCACGCCCUCGAACGGAAGGGACGCCUGGGAGAGCGAGGGGUCCCCUGGAAGCACCAGCACCUGCGCGUUCCCGCGCUGCAGCCAGCCGCGUGCAGAAAAGGGCCCUGAGCCGCCCCAGGUGCCCGCGGGCGGGGCGGGCUGGGCGCCGGCCGGGCCCAGAGCGCAUGCGCGGGCCAUCUGCGGGAGGGCGGCGCCUGCGCAGUAGGCGGCACGUGCCCGCCAGCCUAGGUAAGGGCGGGAGCCGGGCCGCCGGGCGCCAGCCUGUCCGCGUGGCGGAGCCUGCUCGGGGUCAGCGCAGAAAACGAACUCCUCUUCGGAAAACAGCGCUCACUCUGAGGGCGGUACCGCCGGGCCGUUUUGCUACGUGCACGCGGUGGGCCCUCCGCCGUAGCCGGGUCCCUGGUACCAGAAUCUCCCCGGUAAUCCGUUCUGUGUUCCGGGGGCAGGUUUCAGAAACGGAAGUCUGUUUUUUCCAUAUUCGGUGGUACUCCGUGAGUAUCCUGGCUUCCUCAUCCCUCAGUCCCCGUUGCCCACUGCACUUAACCGAAGACCUGUGUUGUGUAACACAGCACAGUUCCGGCAGUGUAGUGGCUAUGGAAAGAAAACAAAUACGAAAGAGACUCAGACUGAACCUCAUCAGGCUGAAAACAUGACGCAGAAACAAGACACCCACUCAGAAGGUAAUAGGGUGACCAGUAUCCUGACUUCUAAUAUUGACACAAAAAACGACAAAACUCCUAAAGCAACAGAUAGGGUUUUGUCUUCUGUUGUCCAGAAGAAGGAGCCACAUCCUGAGAGCCCUUCUCAUAACAUCGUGUACAGGAUAUCACCUCAAGAACACUAUGUACCUGAGAAGGCAAAAAUGAGGCCAGAACAGAGCAAAGGAUGCCCUAUAAUACAGUUCUGGAAGACUUUGAAGGAAACUAUCCAUUUGUAUAACCUAACUUAUGGUAAGGCCUUGCCAGAGAACCUGGUGCAGCAUAGUGGGAUUUCACAGAGUCCUUGUGAAAGUAGAAGUGAGCUCUGUAACCGUAAUGAGGGUGCAGGCAGCAUCACAUGUAAAGAUGAAGAAAGCACUAUCUGGUCAGAACAGUGUCAUGAUGUAAAACAUGAUGAGGUGGUAAAGUCAGGCUCCAUCAGGGACAUGAACUUGGGAAAAGAAAAAGGCUGUGCAGCUGUUCCCCAAUUCCUGUCCUCUCCAGGUGAAGCAAAAGACAGAGAUGAAAUCCAGGAUACACUAAACUCCAGUCUGUGCCAGUCUUCUGGAGAUGGCAAUCAGCUCCAGCAGGAAAGGCCAUUCUGCUCCAGCAAUAAGGCCAUUGAGGACCUGAGCCUACAGUCCAGAUCCCAGAGUCCCAUUAGCUUUGGGGAGAGCAUGCCAGACAAUGGCAGUGGAGGCCAUGGUCAUCUUGUGAAAGUGGAUGAAGGUGAAGUGGUAGAGACGCACACCUGCCCUCAGAGUUAUGUCCCUCCCCCUACCUCUCUGGCCCAGUUCAGCCAAGUCAGUGAAGGCAUUCAGUGUGAUACGAGCCAGUGGCAGGAUGCAGAACACGAACAGUCUCCUGAGCCAUCACCAGAAAGCAGAAAGACAACAGAGGAAGGGGCAGUCAGGUGUGGGGAAUUGGAUGAGGUGGUGAGGGACAGCUUCCCCAAGUAUGUUCCUAACCCCGCCUGGUUGGCCCAGAUGAACAGCAAGGGGGUAGAUGCGGGGAUUCAGUGUGAUGGCAGCUGGUGGCAGGAUGCAGAGCUGGAGAAAUCCCCUGACCAAAUGCCUUCCAAAGAUGAGGAGUCCUUACCAGCCUGCAAAACUGAGGGCUCACAGGGAAAGACCAUCAGGACUGGGGAACUGAACACAGAUGAAGAAAUGACCAGGAAGGAUGAGACUGAGGAGGAGGAGCACGAGAACUUCAAGAAGUGUGCAGAUAUUCAAAAGUCUGUGACCGGCAGGAAGCAGACAUCCCUGAGCAACUUCUCAAGUGGGAACACAGGCUAUUUAGUGAGGAAAAAUGCUGCUUCGAACACUGUAUUUCCCGAGGAUUCAGAAGACUGUGACUUCGAAGAGGAAGUUGAAGGUGAAAUGGAGGAGCUAGACCGCCUCUUUGCAGACUUAGUCUACUGGGCCCUGUGGCCUCUUCAAUUAUCACAAAGCUGGCAGGAUCAUCAGGAUGCCACCCGAGUGCUGUCUCCCUUCCCAACUUCUUGUGUGGCCCGCCAGAAAUAAGAACAGGUUAAAGCAUGGAGAAUAUGAGAGCAUCCCUGUAGUGUGCAGAGUGACGGGACAGGAUGGCCAGUUCCGAGGGGAAUGUACGACGGCCAUGCAGGAGAGGUUGGAGUCCAAGAGAGCCUCUCAUAAGUCCUGGGAACGUAAAUGACUAACAGGCUCAUCCUAUUUGGUGUCUGUGCUUGUUCCAUACUGGGUCCUGGAUCCAAAGGCAGCCAUAGAUCAUAGUUUCAAAAUGGAGAAACACUAUUGUUCUUUUUUUUUUUUUUAAAGAUCUUAUUUAUUCAUGAAAGAGAGACAGGCAGAGACACAGGCAGAGGGAGAAGCAGGCUCCCCAAAGAGAGCCUGAUAUGGAACUUGAUCCCAGGACUCUGGGAUCAUGCCCUGAGCCAAAGGCAGUCACACAACCACUGAGCCACCCAGGUGCUACUGAAAGAAUGUUUAAAGAUGUAGAUGCCCAUGUUUGUAGGAUUGGCAGAGAUCCCAAGUUUUAGGUCUUGCAUUCUAGGAAUUGUAAUUUGAAACAGAGCUAUAGGAGAUGAUGCAGACCUGGGUGGUGGGAAAGGACAGGAGAUAGAGAAAAGAGUGAUGGACAUAGAUCUAGGUGGAGUUGCUAAGAACGGGCAGUCCCAUGUAGAGGUGGUGAAUUUUGAUACAAAUUUGGGGGCUGUUCUUUGGAGUGAGAAUGGAGACCAUAACAUGAGCUCAAAUGGACAGCCAGGCCACAUCAAGUAUGUUCCAGGGAUUGAACCUGAGAACAGCCAUCCAGGGGCAAGAACUGUGAUGAGUUGGGAAAGUGGUGCUAAAAUAGUAGAUAUUUUGGGGCACCUGGGUGGCUCAGUGGUUGAGCGUCCGCUUUUGACUCAGGGCGUGAUCCUGGGGUCCUGGGAUCAAGUCCCACAUCAGGCUCCCUGUAGGGACUCUGCUUCUUCCUCUCCCUGUGUCUCUGUCUCUCAUGAAUAAAUACAAUCUUUAAAAAAAUCUUAAAAUCUUUCAAAAAAAUAGAUAUUUUCCUUUUUAGAUUUUUGUCCUGUAGGUAAUUAGGAAGUGCCAAAAGCAAAUUGAACAGAGAAAGGACAGGAAGAAAUAUGCUCUACGCAUCAUCACCUGGCGGGACUGUGUAGGAGGAAUUUGAAGUGUAGCUGUAUAGCUGAAACUUCUAUAUAAAGUUAGUUUAGUUGAACAUUGGAUAUAAAGUGAUCAGGAUCCUAACUCUCAUGGGAGUUAAAAUAUCUACAUCUCAGAGAAUCCAUCAAUAAAAUUGAUUUUUUUAAAGAUUUUUUAAAAAAAUUAUUUAUUCAUGAGACACAGAGAGGGGCAGAGACACAGGCAGAGGGAGAAGCAGGCUCCAUGCAGGGAGCCCGACGUGGGACUCGAUCCUGGGUCUCCAGGAUCACACCCUGGGCCGAAGGCGGCACUAAACCACUGAGCCACUUGGGCUGCCCAAUAAAAUUAAUUCUUUAAGAAAGCCUUUAAGAAAAAGGCUGGGGUUUGAACAUGAGUACCUGGAGAAAAUGAUAACAUCCUUGGAAAAGUAAACUUGGGAAAGGGAGUUGUUUUGCUUUACUGUGUGGUUGUUGGUGGGAGGACUGGACUAGUAGGUCAUGCAGACCUGGUUGAAGCUUGAGUUUGGACCACCCUGUGGUUACGGAAGGGGCUCAAAGAGUGGGAAGGACCCAGAGUAGAGCCUGGGGGAUGAUUAUAUCUGGGGUGC